This is a messenger RNA of Dermacentor silvarum, 6990 nucleotides long. RefSeq lists its product as uncharacterized. Gene Ontology annotation, biological process: SCF-dependent proteasomal ubiquitin-dependent protein catabolic process. The coding region runs from base 355 to 1797 and encodes 480 amino acids. Gene Ontology annotation, cellular component: SCF ubiquitin ligase complex. The record is from RefSeq and is a predicted model, not a curated record. The transcript is spliced from 3 exons. NCBI's taxonomy places the organism in Eukaryota, Metazoa, Arthropoda, Arachnida, Ixodida, Ixodidae.
AAACGACAAACUGCGCGACUGCGGCUGGUCGGACACGGUUUCUAGGGGUGGACGCCGUCGCGCUGGUCACUACGGCUCCGCAAAACAGCGGCACAGAUGCGACACGGGGAGAUUCUUCGCGCCGGGCCCUUCCGGUAGCAAAACAAGUAUGAGCGCCCGGCCCAGGCCCGACCGCGAAGCGGCCACGCCGUGGUGUCAACGAACCCCGUCCCACAGGGUGGACGCCGUGUGACAGCGGCCGCAGCGCAUCGGCGAACGGGAGAGAAAAGGGUGGUGACAAACCAGAAAAAACAAGAGAAAAACCCGCUGCCGCGCCUCCGUCCCGUGCCGCGCGGCCGAAAAAAAGCCCGAGGAAUGCCGAAACGCAAGACGCCCAAGCCUCUGUACCGGCUGUGCGUCGUCUACGUCGCCGGGACCAUCCACUCGCUGUGCCCGGCGCACGACGACGCAGUCGCCAGCAGCGUCUUCCCACCGCACGUGAGCGAAGACCUGGUGGAUGCGCUGCAGUCGUACAAGCAGUCCAACUUCACUUCGUUGCACCACCUGCUCACGCACCGGUUGCGGCGCGUCAAGCUCAGCUUCAUCGACUGCCACCUGCCGAUCGACAAGCCGUCGCGGCUGCCCCGGCUCCUGCGCCAGAUCUCGGUGCACGGCAAGCAGCUCGUCGAGCUGUCGCUCGUCGGCGCCGUGCACCAAGACGACGCGACGCUGGUCGAUGCGCUCGGCAAAUUGCCCCGUCUCCGCCGGCUGACGCUGUGCCUGUGCAACGUCACCGACCGCGUCGUGGUCUCCAUCGCCGAGCACUGCCGGGAGCUGUGCGAGCUGAAGCUCUCCGGCCAGCGCAUCACGGACGAGAGCCUCUACCUGCUGGUGGCGUGCGAGCAGCUGCGCUCGCUGCUGCUCGAGAGCGACAUGUGCUUCGACCCGCGCAUCACCGUGUCGUCGUCGUUCCACCUGCUUCGCGGGCUGCCGCGGUUGCAGACGCUCAAGAUCCCGUUCCUGACCGAGGCGCUGCUCCUCUUCCCCGCCGGCUGCAAGCUGGCCCUCGUCGAGUACAUGGAGCGCAGCCUCAGCCCGCUGCUUCAGUGCACCACUGCGCUGCCGCACAUUGUCAGCAUCUGCCCUCUGCUGACGCGUGUCAGUCUCAUCCUGACGGGCCAGGAGGGAAUCCUGCCACUGGGCCUCCUCAAGUCGCUGACUGAUCUCACCCUACGAGUAAUUUCAAACACGUCGGAGAUCUUCUUUCGCCGGCAAGUGGAGCCCGUCCUCAAGAUGGUUGGGCCUCACCUAAAGACACUCACCCUGUCUCUGCCCGACUUGGAUGUUGCUGCCAUAAGCGAGCAUUGUCCGGUGCUGACAGACCUGGAGAUGGAAGACCUGCGGACACUGAUCCUAUCGGACCAACCAUCCGUUCUGCAACACACCCACUUCGGGCGGCUACAGCGGCUCAAGUUCUUCCCUCACGAGAUGAACACCGUCACGCCAGAGCAGCUCUUUGGGAUGCUGCGCAACGGCGGCAAACUGACCGAGGCGUGCCUGGGGUGGUGCCAGCUGACGGAUGCUUCUCUGGAGGCUCUUGUUGCUUCCGGAACCUUUGCCAACCUCCGCGAGUUUGAGCUAAACGAAGUGGAGUACGUGUCGGGUGCGGGACUUCGAUCGCUUGUGGCGGCCGACAGCGACCUGGCCUCUCUGACUGUCUUUGGCUGCGACUACGUGACGCGGGCCGACAUUGAGCAGCUGCGGGAGCAGGUGGCUCAGCAGAACCUGGACCUUGUGAUUCGCUACUUUGAGCUCUGAGGCAUAACGUCUGUGGGUGUGGAUGCUGUGAGAGCGUGAGUGGGUGUGGAUGUGGUGAAUUGUGUAUGGCCUGUUGUUCUGGACUGUGAUGACCGCGCUGGAUUUGACAUGUUCGCAGAAGGAGUGUCGAGGACAGAAUGGGCUUCGGCUCAAGGUUGUUGCGAUUCCGGCGCCAGUGCAGCUGUUUCUGUUGCUCCAUUUUCAACAGCACCACCUACAACAGGCACAAGCAGAGAGAACGCAGGACAUGGUGGAGCAUGUCUUGUGUUAUUUUUGCUUUGCGUGUCCCUGUUGCAAGUGGUACUGUUGAUGGAUCGUUACCAACUUGCCCACUCUGUAAUUCCAGUACGUUUGCUCAGCUGUAGGAGUCGUAUAUUGCAGUAGCAAGUGUCGGUGCAGCUUGGGAGCGGCAUCAAGUUCAGCCAGAGGUCGGCCUAGUGACGAGAAGCUGCCAUCAAUUUGCAGUGACUGGGCACAGUCAGACAGAAUCUGGCUGUUGUGCUUUAGCAGUAGGUUUGUGAAGCUGGCUGGUGUGUCUUAUUGCAGACUGUCUGACGAAAACAAUCAUGAAUGCUGCCGAUAAGUUAUUCGGAUUUAUGCUGAUGAUCUCGUAAGCUUGGUUUGUUGCUUUUUUGGAGAGGCUUUUUUGACGAAAGCAAGGUAUUCACAGUUGAUUGCUAGUUAAAGGGUGUCUAGCAACCUUGAAAAGCUGGAAAAUUAGGGAAAUUUUGAGCAGCUGGAGAGCUCGAGGAAUCGUGAGGGAAGCUUUUUUAAAGAAGCGAAGUUAGGGAAAAAAAUGACAGAGUGAGCAGUUCACUUUGCAAAUUCAUUAAGGUCGGUUACCCCGCAAACCUUUCACUGUCUUUGCAGCACCUCAAGUCAGCUUUCCUGCACAGUAAUUAUUUCCUCUAUUGCCUUAUCAAGGGGAAUAAUCCUUAAAUUAUGUGCAGCACUGGCUUUUGGCCUGACAUGGAUGUAUCUUUAACCCCUGCAUCCUUUCGCAACCUUCUGAUGUGGCAGAGUUGUUUCACGCAGGGCUUGCCACGCAGUGAAGCAUCUUGUAUGUAGUGAUGGAGCUUAUUGAAGCGGCAGGAGCGAAACUAGCCUGGCCCUUAGGGUACAUGCCAACAUCACCACCAGCAGUUUUUAAUGCGAAUAGCUCAGACCAGUUCUGUUUCCGACUAUCUAGCUAUCCAUUAUCCCACAAAAAAAGGUGGGCUGAUCCCGAAGAUAGUGCAGUCUAAAAAUGUGGGCAGUUUGUGUAGGUUUGUGCCACACGUGCUGCUCUUCAAUUAACCUUUUUUGGCGGCUACUUGGGUCCCUGUGUAUGUUACAACUGGAGUGUGCGCAGACUUCAGGUUGCUGCCACCAGAUGGCACAGUGCGUCCAGAGGGAAACGCAAGAGAGGAACCCAGCGCAUGCCUCUGAUGCGCUUUGACUAUUCGCACACUUGGAUAGUCAUUGUCGAUGAGUUCUGCCCAAAUUCUUUGGUUUAUACCACGUAGCUGUCGCAUAGUACCCAAUAAGAACAUGCUUUUAUUACGCAUAAGCGUUAGGGGGGCAGUCUGCUAGUGAAGUCUGCGAUGGGUAGUGCGAAGCCGCGAAGGAAGCGGACGAGGAAGGCGCCUGGAGGUGGUGAAGAGAACCGCGUGCCUGGGAAAGUACGAAGGAGCGCGUGGCAACGCAAGUCUAGGGGACGUUGAGCGAAAUGGGAAAGGAGAGAAGAGGCAAAGCUUCGCGGAGGAGGAGGGUAGGGGGAGGUGCGCUGGGUUGACCUUCUCUGGCAUUUGCUACAGGUGCUGUGCGUAAUGGACGUACGGGGUUCGUCUUGUGAUUGCGCCGUACGCUGUAUGCGUGAGUGAAAGCGUGCGAUGGUGAGCCAACGUUGGCAGCUCAAUCUCGCGCACGCAAGAGAGGAAAGUGGGGAGAAAGCACGCCGUCUUCCCACCGAGGGGGGGGGGCUUUACUCCGGAAGCUGCUGCUUAUGGGCCGGCUGCCCAAGCACCAUCUUGAAAGCGAUCUGCGAUGCGGACAGUCUAGACAUUGAGGUGCACCGAGGGGGCCGAUAGCUUCAUGUGCGCUACAGCACCCAUAUGCUUGCGCUCACCCGCGUUCACGAAGUGAAACGUCGCUAGAACUUUUCACCUCCAGCAUAAAUUAGCGCAACAAAUCCUAGUGGGUUGUGCUUUUGCGGACACUGUGUGACAACAUGCUGAGGGACCGUAAGUAGAGGAAGAGGUGGACACAACAUGGAGCUGAAGUGCAGGGAUGCCACGACUACAUCACUAAUGCAUUGUUGCACUAUUAAAAAACUGGUUGUAAUAAUGUCUUCAUUCACUACUAUACGGCUGCUAUGUCGUAUAAACUCAAUCUGCCACACCGAAGGAAGCUUCUGCUACCCAGCUGUCUUGAGGCUUUUGCAAAGAGUCCAUUCUUUUGAAGAAAUGUUUGCAUAAAGCAUGAAUUUGUAAUCAAAGCAUGCAGUGCUUAGUUGAAAAAUAUUAUAGGAGGAACUGCGUGGCAGUACAAUGAAAAGUACACAUCCAGCACUCCUACGGCAUUCUCGCAGGAAAUUGGUUAGGCUGCAUCAAGGGCGCAGCUGCAGUUGGGUGCAUAAAGCACCUUGGGCAGUCUGCAGAGGAUAUGUGGGCACAAGGGUUCAGGAAUGGUCUAACCAAAUACGCAAGUUACAUUUAUUUACGCAUUAGAAAGCUUGCAUGUCUAACUUGUGUUACAGCUAGUGUGGGUCUUAUGGUCCAAUUUUGUAAUCGUGCUUGCUCCCUAUUCGUAUUGGACCCGCCUGUUUGGCAGAGGGUGUUUGGGCACUAGGGUAAAGGCAGGAUCCCCCCCUUCUGCUGGUGGUGCCUGAGGCUGCCCUGCGCUGCUCUAGCCCGGCGCACUCUUAGAUGGUUGGGGCUCAUGCGUUUGCCUCAAUCUCGUGCACUUGCACUCUCCAUGGAGACGGACACUCUUCGCUAAUGUCAAAGGGGUUGAAUAUCCCUCUGUCUUGCUGCAAGAGUCUCUAGAUGCCACUUUUGGACCCUCCGUGUAGAACGCAUGGGGGGGGGGGGGGGGCACAGCUGAGCAAGCGUGAAAUAUUUUGCAACACGUUGCACAUUUGUAUGCCUUACAAUUCUUGACAAACUACAGUUUCAGUUUGAUAAGUAAUACCUACUUUUUCACAGUGAACUCUCUCGAACGCAACCAUUCCUGCUUGGAUGCGCAAACAUGCUGCCGAGCUAAACUUCUCUGAAAGCCGCGCGCGAGGCUCAAUUUAACUUCGAUUGCGUCAUCCGUGACACGACAACUGCGCCAUCAUCGCACACAACACAUGCGUUGUUGAGUAGAGGCUUCUUUCCUUUGCGCAACUACAGUUAAACCUGGAUAUAACAAAAUUCACAAAUUCCCGAAAAACUUUGUUAUAAAGAGGAUUUCAUGCAGGUUCGGCACGAAAAUUCGAAAAAGAAACGCUUACCGUAUUUACUCGAUUCUUACCGCUUACUGAUGGCGUCUAUGCUUUGUAUAAGGCCCGUUAUAGUCCGACGUUAUCGGCGCGUGGGCCAGCGCCGUUUGCAGGCCAGUCACGCUACGCUGGUUGCGCUGCAGCCAGCCGAAACGCUAUCUUCUCUAUACUCCGACGCGCGCCAACGGCUGUCUACAACCGUCAGUGAAGCGGCGUGCGUGGGAGCCUUUAUUUCUUCGUGCGAAAUGGCAUUGUGGGUCGGCGGAGCCGGCGCGACCAACGCGCGAAUGGGUCAGGAGCCAAUUCGGUGCCAGGCCCUGUCGGGGCACGCCGGAAGCCUCCGGUUACGUUGGUAGUUUUCGCCAACGUGACGUAGCGCGCGCGCGCGCUCCCUGCUUGCCUUACGUCGGACUAUAAACUAAAGUGGCUUUACUAUAAACGGCCCUAUGUGUCAAUUAGUGUCAGGUUAGUGAAGUGAAGCGCAGAGCCUUGCGCAGUAACCAAAGAGUUGCGCUGCCAGCGCGUUGAAAAAAAAAAGGUUUUUUAUUUCUUCGGCAACAUAAACUGGAAACGGAGAGCGCCGGCUUGGCGGGCUAGGCCAGCUGCAGCAAGCGGCAGGAUCGGAUUUGAAUGAAGGGAGGGGGAAAGGUCAUGCCCGCGGCGGCAAGAUCGCCGGGUUGAGGGAUGCAGGCCUGUAUCGCGCACACUUGCAUGCACACGUGCGCUCGCUCUCGCCUCGCAGUCGUCGUGAAUUCAAGCGCGCCAAGCGUGAUGCCUCCGCUUCGUGUUCCGUCGCGGCGGAGAAGGUGCUUCUGGUUACUGCUCGUGCAAAAAUGACAAAAAUUUUGGGCGAAAUCUCUAGGUUGUCGGCGGGGAAAAUUCGUUAUUUCGAGGGGGUCUCCCGCUGCCACUUCGUUGCAUAGAGGUCUCAAAUACAUGUGCUUCUAUGGAGUAACGGCGGGUAAUAGAAAAACUUUGUUAUAUCCAGGAAUUCGUUAUAUGGAGGUUCGUUAUAAGCAGGUUUAACUGUACACCAAAGUACGGUGCCCGAGUAUGGUUGCAAAGUUAUAAGCGAUAAUGCUAUAACACGUUUCGAUUAGAUCGGUUUUGGCAGGCGACCCCCUUAGACUGUAUUUCUAAGCACAUCACUUUGGCACAUCACUUUGGCAAGCCAAAUUGAGGCAUGCAUUGCAGCGAAAAUGUACUGCGGAACAUUUACACUGAGUAGAGCCCUGGACACAACCUAUAAAAUAUUUUUCUUGCUUAAAAUAUAGUUCGAUUAAAUUUCCACAAAAAAGCUAGUACAUGUCGAAUGCACUAUCACUGGUAUCCUUAGGUGGACCACGACAAUGUGCAACUUACCACUUAACACUCGGCAAAAGUUUGGUUUUUCUUAAAUUCAAGAUAAUUCUUUCAUUAAAUUGUGUGUUUGUGGCAUUCCUAACCAUUUUUAGCCAAUUAUUCGUUUAAAACUAUUAAUAUCAGAUAAAGGACAAUGAACAAAGCUAGAGUAUCUAUUCAAGAAAGGCACCCUUGGUUUCAAGGUGUGUGUUUUGCUUUCACACAAGAAAUUAAGCACAAAAAAAAGUGAGAGAUUCAUCCAUGAUAAUUGUCGAAGUUAUGCGAAAGCAUUGGCACAACACUUUAUUCAACCUUCAUUACAGCCGACUUAGUGGAACGUGACGGUGCGUCCAUUUGGAUUUGUUGCUUUUGCAGCCAAACUCUGCACG